Molecule: messenger RNA, 2311 nt
Organism: Erigeron canadensis
Lineage: Eukaryota; Viridiplantae; Streptophyta; Magnoliopsida; Asterales; Asteraceae
Product: pentatricopeptide repeat-containing protein At4g37170
Exons: 1
Coding region: 24-2051 (675 amino acids)
Biological process (GO): RNA modification
Molecular function (GO): zinc ion binding; protein binding; RNA binding
Source: RefSeq, a predicted model, not a curated record
GUUAAACAAAAACAGAAGAAACAAUGCGAUCCAUUCACCGCCAAUUUCAAGCUCUUACCCGCCAUUCCAUCUCAACUUGUUCUGAAACCAUUCAUCCAAAAAAAACUUUCUUCAAACCCCAAAACACUCUCAUUCUAUGCAAAGACGAACAAUCGAUCAUCUCUUUAUGCAAACGACACCGUUUAACCGAAGCUAUUCAAUUGCUUGAUCACAUUCCACACCCUUCUCCAUUACUCUAUUCCAACCUUCUUAAUCUCUGUCUGCAACACAAAUCCAUUGAAAACACAAAAAAGAUCCAUACCCAUAUCAAAAGUUCCGGUUUUUCACCUGGGGUUUCGGGUUUUAACAGAAUUAUUGAUUGUUAUUGUAAAUGUGGGAGUUUAGUGGAUGCACGUAAGGUGUUUGAUGAAAUGCGUGACAGAGAUUUGUGUUCUUGGAAUAUUUUGGUAUCUGGGUAUGCUAAAAGCGGACGGAUUGAUGAUGCGAGGAAACUGUUUGAUGAAAUGCCUCAACGAGAUAAUUUUUCUUGGACUGCGAUUAUUUCGGGGUAUGUUAGAAACGAUAUGCCGAAUGAGGCGUUGGAUAUGUGUAGGCUAAUGAUGAAGGAUUGUAAUGUAAAGUGUAAUAAGUUUACGAUUUGUAGUUUGCUUGCUGCUUCGGCUGCAAGUCAGCGUUUGAUUCUUGGGAAGGAAAUUCAUGGGCAUAUUGUGCGGACGGGUAUUGAUUCUGAUGCUGUUGUUUGGAGUGCUUUGUCGGAUAUGUAUGGGAAAUGUGGGAGUUUAGAUGAAGCUAGACAUAUAUUUGAUAAGACUUCGGAUAGGGAUGUUGUUACGUGGACUGCAAUGAUUGAUCGGUAUUUUAAACAUGGGAGGAAGGAGGAAGGGUUUGUUUUGUUCUCGGAGUUGUUGAAAUCUGGGAAUAGACCUAAUGAGUUUACGUUUGCUGGGGUUUUAAACGCAUGUGCACAUUAUAAUAUGGAAAGUAUAGGUAAAGAAGUACAUGGAUAUAUGGCACGAAUUGGGUUUGACCAAUCUUCUUUUGCAGCAAGUGCGCUUGUUCAUAUGUAUUGCAAGUGUGGGAAUAUGGAGGUUGCAGAUAAGGUGUUUAAGUGGAUACCGAAACCAGAUUUAGUUUCUUGGACUUCGUUGAUAAAUGGGUAUGCUCAAAAUGGCCAACCUGAAGAAGCUUUGAAGUUAUUUGAGUUAUUGCUCGAGUCUGGAACUAAGCCUGAUCAUAUAACAUUUGUUGGGGUUCUUUCAGCUUGUACACAUUCCGGUUUGGUUGAUAAAGGGCUUGAAUAUUUUAAUUCCAUAAAAGAAAAACAUGGGUUGGUUUAUACUGUUGAUCAUUAUGCUUGUGUCGUUGAUAUGUUGAGUCGAUCCGGCAGAUUUAGUGAAGCUGAAGAGAUGAUCAAGGAAAUGCCCAUGAAACCAGACAAGUUUCUGUGGGCUUCUUUACUUGCUGGCUGUAGAACUCAUGGAAAUCUUGAUUUGGCAGAACGUGCAGCCAAUGCAUUGUUCAAAAUAGAACCUGAAAAUGCUGCAACCUAUGUUACCCUCUCCAACAUCUAUGCAGCUUCCGGUAAAUGGCAUGAAAUGACUGAAGUUCGAAAAUUGAUGGAUGUUAAUGGAGUGGUGAAGAAACCAGGACUCAGUUGGACUGAAAUUAACAGAAAAGUGUAUACAUUUAUGAUGGGAGAUACCUCACAUCCUAGAUUAAAAGAAAUCCAUGAGUUAUUAGAGGAAUUUCAAAAGAAAAUGAGGGAAGAAGGUUAUGUUCCUAAGACAGAUAACGUUCUCCACGAUGUAGAAGAGGAGCAAAAGGAACAAAACCUGUCAUAUCAUAGCGAGAAACUUGCUAUCGCAUUUGCAGUUCUUGCUACUCCAGAAGGGACACCGAUAAAAGUGUUCAAGAAUUUGAGAACUUGUGUUGAUUGCCACACAGCCAUGAAAUAUAUUUCAAAACUUGCUAGUAGGAAAAUUAUUGUUAGAGAUUCAAGUAGAUUUCAUUGUUUUGAAAAUGGGAGUUGUUCGUGCAAAGACUAUUGGUGAUCUCAUUUUACACAUCUUCUUGUUCAUUGAUCAACAGAAAAGAAGCUGCUUCAUGAGUUUACUUAAUUUAGAUCUAGUGGAACCGUAAAUUUAGAACUUCCAUAUAGAAAGGCAUAUCCAUCGUUAGUUUAGCUGUGGGAAAUACCGCUCUUUAUAGAAUUUUGUAGCCGCACGCUGUUUUUCAGCCUCUAUAAUUGUCAAUAGUUUUUUCCAUAUACGGUAGCAGUCCCAACAUGUAAGUUUCAGACGUAUGCUAUAAA